This is a messenger RNA of Pseudogymnoascus destructans, 2472 nucleotides long. RefSeq lists its product as uncharacterized. The record is from RefSeq and is a predicted model, not a curated record. Lineage: Eukaryota; Fungi; Ascomycota; Leotiomycetes; Thelebolales; Thelebolaceae. Bases 448 to 2472 code for a protein of 674 amino acids. The transcript is spliced from 3 exons.
GGUAGAUGUAGUAGCCAGGCGAAACGUCUUGAAAGGCGGCUGGAAGGUAGGUCGAAUUAAUAUUGCUAGUGAGGAAAGCAGAGGACUAUAUUUUAGGAAUACUAUGGGCGAUGGGGCUGUUUUAGGCACAACUCUUAAGCUGCGUCUAUAAAAUAAAAUAUACUGCCCUCGAAAUUCAAUCGCCAUACGAUCCUAAAAUCCCAUAUUCGCUCCGAUCGUGCCCAGGCUCGUGCCCAGAUCCAAACGUGGAGUUGUAGGUGGAUCUAUCAGGACCAGAGUGUGCUGGGAGCGAUUACAUCACAACCCCUCCAUCCCCUGUGCCUGGGCCAGACUUUGAGAAUUAAAGCAUUCCAACACACGCCUUGCCUAUUGGCAUUACCUCAAGACAUAUGCAAGUCUCGAGCAAGGACGCACAUUAUAAGAUAGAACAGCUUUAUACUUUCCAGAAUGGAAAGCGGAACACCGAUCGCUGGUGAGCAAGCGCCAUUGGCGUUUGCGAGAAGUUACGAUAACCCCAUCGGGCCACAAGUCCAACCUGUCCAGGCCAUAAACCCCAUCGCUACAGCACCAGAGGACCAGCCAACAAACAGCCAUGCCCUCGCAGCCACUGAGCCCGAGGAAAAGGGGUAUGCGCAAACCCACAGCGCAUCCUCGGUGCGCGAUCUGGGAUGGCACAACGACUCUGGCUCUAUCCCGCGCCCCCUUAUCGCUGGCCUCCCCAACGACGACCUCUGGGUGCUCCUGCGGCGUUUUAAUAAGCAAAUCCAACAUGUCAAAACAACCCCCACAUCCCCCAUGGACGCCCUGGACCUAAACAUCUCCCCCAUCGAGGAAUUCUCUCCGGAUAAGCUCCGCGCCAACAUAGAGCGCCUCUACAUGACCCUAAUAGUCGGCAUCAUGACGGCCGUAAAGCACAUCGCGCGUCUCCGCUCCUGGCGCGAGCAACCCCGCACGAUGGCUUUCCUCGCUGUCUACGGCGUGGCGUGGGUGUAUAACCUGCUCGUGCCUACCAUUGCCGCCUUCAUGAUGGUCCUUACCCUCGUACCGAGCACAAGGGAGAUUGCGUUCCCACCAGCGCCGAUAGCGUUGAUUGACUCCUCGAGUGGGGGCGUCAAGAGUCCUGCUGCGGGGAUACUGGGGAGUGAUGACUCCCUUACCGGCGCGCCUGAAAGCCACCCUGGGGAGGCAGUCGAGCAGGAAGCCUCAAACUUCGUAACGGCCUUCUCAGCUAUUGCUAUUAGUAGCGCUGCAGGAAAAGGGAAUCAACCCCCUCCCUCGUCCUCCUCUUCUGCUGAAGGGAAAGAAAGCACACUCGACGCCGCAGUCCCCGACCCAACGGAAGCCCCCCUCGAAGCCGCGGAUGCGCAGACGAAAGCCGCGGGAGGGAAACCCGGCAGCAAGGGCGAUAAAACGAAAGAGCCCAUGUCAGCAGCGAUGUGGGCGAAAGCGCGCCCUGUCAUGCGCGCUAUUUCCGAUACGACGGAUACCUACGAGCGACUGGCUAACGCUUUAUCUCCCACCGCGCCAUUCCCAUUGCUCGCGCCGCGGCUAAGACUCGCUGCUAUCCUGUCCCCGCUAUUGAUGGUGUCGUUGUUUACCAGCGCGCAUGCGGUUGUGAAGGGGACUUCUUUUGCGGUUGGAUUUGGGUUUUUUGGGGGGCCGGUCAUAGAAAGGGCGAUUGGGUGGUUGGAUGCUAAGAAUCCGGAUUGGCAGCGCAUGUUGAAGUUGAGGAAUUCGUUGCUCAAGGGCGUGCCGACGAAUGCGCAGUUGAUGAUUACCUUGUUGAGGGUGGGGGAGAAGCAUAAUGCGCCCUUGCCGCCGGCGCCGGAGGGGCAUGAGGAGCUGCGUGAUGUCCCGCAUGAUACGGCUGGGGAGGAUCUCGAGCAUUUAGAUGCCUCCCAAUCCGAAAUCGACGCUGCCGUCAACCCCUCACCAUCACUGGAGGCCGAAAAAGAAAAAGCCAAAAAAGAAGAGAAAGAGAAGCCCAAAAAGCGCGGCCGCCACUUCGUCGCCUUCCUCCGCAGAACCGUCCGCGGCGGCGUGGAGACUAUGAUUGGUGCCGACAGGCUUAAAGCCGCAGCCGGUGCACCGCACGCUAAGAAGCGGUUAGGCAUUGUCCCAUCUUCCCCUCUUCCACCUGCGGGGCCGAGGAGUUUUCCGGCUAGGUAUAAGGGGUCGAGAGGGUGUGCUGUUCUUGACACGGACGGCCCGAAACCGGUACUGAGGUGGACGAAAGAGGGGGGGGAUAAGGGGUGGAGUGUUGAUGUUAGGGGGAUUAAAGAGGUGAAGAAGGUUGGGGGGUUGGGGUGGGGAGGGAAGAUGGUUGUGGGGUGGGCGACGGGGAGGGAGGUUGCGGAUGGGAUGGUGGUUGUGGGGGCGGAGGGGGAGUUUUUGUUGACGGCGGUGGGGAUGAGGGAUGAGCUUUUUAAUAGGGUUGUGGCGGUGGGGGAUCAGAUGUGGGAGUCUUGGUAA